CCCCUGGAUACCAAAUGCGCGUUCCUUCUCGGCUCGCGCGGCCGUCACUGCAACGGCAUACGCUACAAUAACAUUUCAGACCAGAGGCACGGCGCUUGCUUACAAUGAAACACAGGCGGAGGCUGGCAGUGGAACUCUAGCCUGUGGUGCCUGCCAUUUAGACAGAGAGAUGGGUAGAUGACGACCGAGAGCAAUGGAGUCGAGGGCCCGUUGGUAGCAUGAAUGACAGGUAUCACAAGGCGGCCCGGGAUGGCUACCUGGACCUGCUGAAGGAGGCUACGCGGAAGGACUUGAACGCGCCGGAUGAAGAUGGCAUGACACCGACGUUAUGGGCCGCUUAUCAUGGCAACUUGGAGGCUCUGCGACUUAUCGUGGGCAGAGGAGGCAACCCUGAUAAGUGUGACAUAUGGGGGAACACACCUCUCCACCUGGCGGCCGCCAACGGCCACCACAACUGCCUGUCCUUCCUGGUGUCCUUCGGUGCCAACAUGUGGUGCUUGGACAACGACUACCACACGCCCCUGGACAUGGCCGCCACCAAAAGCCACAUGGACUGUGUCCGCUACCUGGACUCCAUCGCCGCCAAGCAGUCGGCCCUCAACCCCAAGCUGGUGGGGAAGCUGAAGGAGCGGGCUUUCCGCGAGGCCGAGAGGAGGAUUAAGGAGUGUGUGAAGCUGCAGCGGAAGCACCACAAGCGUAUGGAGCGCAAGUUCCACAAAGAGGCAGCGUCGGAGCAGUCCAUGUCAGACGCCAUGAGCUUCACCAGCUACACAAGCAGCUCAGUGAGCCGCAAGCUGCACCACCUAAACACCACCACUGUCAGUGUGCCAUACUCUCAGGCUACGCUUCACGCCACAACCCGAGGCAAGACCAAGAUCCAGAAGAGGUUGGAGAAGAGGAAGCAAGGGGACGGGACCUUCAAGAUCUACGAGGACGGCAGGAAGAGCGUGCGCUCCCUCUCGGGCCUUCAGCUGGGCAACGAUGUCAUGUUCCUUAAACAGGGAACCUAUGUCGGCCCUCGGGACCGCGCAGGGCGCCGCGGCAACCUCCGAGACAUAUUCCACGGAGACGCCAACGACGACGCCAUCUCUCGUGCCAUCAGCGAGCCAGACUUGUCUUACCGGCCCGACAUGGAAUACUCUGAGGUCAGCACCGACUCGGGCCACGACUCUCUCUUCAACCGGCCCGGUCUGGGAACCAUGGUAUUCCGACGCAACUAUAUCAGCGGUGGCCUGUUCGGCAUCGGCGGGCGUGACGAGGGGAGCCUCAGCGGAGGAACCGAACGGGCUGGCAGCACCAACGUGCGGCUGCGCAGCCGGCUGCGGCGUUCGCCCAGCCUGGACGAUGGGGGGGACAGCAUCGGCAGUGCCAGCAGCCUCCGGGAAAGGAACCGCCAGGAGCUUCCCUGGGACGAGCUGGAGCUGGGGCUGGAUGAUGACUUCGAGGCCGUGACCAGCCCGUUGGAGGUGUUCUUGGCUGCGCAGACCAUGGGCGAGUUCCUCACCGUCUUCAGGCGGGAGAAGAUUGACCUGGAGGCGCUGCUGCUGUGCUCGGACCAGGACCUCAAGAGCAUCCACAUCCCCCUGGGACCCAGGAAGAAAAUCCUAGAUGCCUGCAAGAGACGUCUGGAGACUCUUGAGGACCCUGACUACAUCGAGGACACCCUGCUGUGAAUGGUGAAUGACACUUUUGGAUCUGAAGAUGCUGUGUAGGCAGAAAGGAGGACAUUGUUAAGAUAAACAUCUCAGUGAACAAAAGAAGACAAGUAAAAUACAGAAACCUGAGCUUUCUAUGGACUUUGUAAAUGAAGGAGAAGAGCUGAAGAAAUCUGAAAGGUAUUUUGGAUCGUUCCAGCUUCAUCAGAGUGAGUUCUAGAAGUCCACUUCCCUGUUUCCAAUUUUAAUGAUCUAAAGACACUGUUGACCGUUUUAAUUAACUAAACGACACUGUUGACGGUUUUAAUGCACUAAAAGACACUGUUGACCCUUUUAAUGAUCUAAAUGACACUGUUGACCGUUUUAAUGAACUAAACGACACUGUUGACGGUUUUAAUGCACUAAAAGACACUGUUGACCCUUUCAAUGAACUAAAUGACACUGUUGACCGUUUUAAUUAACUACAGAGGACCUUGCUGCUUCCGUGAAGGACAGAGAGCUGUGGCAUGCCAUCUUUUGGAGCAUUGCGUCACCAUACGCAGUCAGCCAAAGACUGCCUGGAUCUGUAUCCACAGAACACAGUGUUGAUGUGCAGCAGUGUUCUUGUAUGUCAUGUGGCACAGUGUACAGAGAGAAGAACAAGGAGGUGUGGCCUGCCCCCCUCCAACACCUCUCUGUCUGACCCCAAUACGUUGGCCCCUGUGGGGCAUGUUAGAUACCGUACUACCAUCCCCUGAGACUGUGUUCCUGGUGUCAGAGACUGGUGUCAGUACAUGGGGCAUGUUAGAUACCGUACUACCAUCCCCUGAGACUGUGUUCCUGGUGUCAGUACAUGGGGCAUGUUAGAUACCGUACUACCAUCCCCUGAGACUGUGUUCCUGGUGUCAGUACAUGGGGCAUGUUAGACACCGUACUACCAUCCCCUGAGACUGUGUUCCUGGUGUCAGUACAUGGGGCAUGUUAGAUACUGUACUACCAUCCCCUGAGACUGUGUUCCUGGUGUCAGUACAUGGGGCAUGUUGGAUACCUUACUACCAUCCCCUGAGACUGUGCUCCUGGUGUCAGUACAUGGGGCAUGUUAGAUACCGUACUACCCUCCCCUGAGACUGUGUUCCUGGUGUCAGUACAUGGGGCAUGUUAGAUACUGUACUACCAUCCCCUGAGACUGUGUUCCUGGUGUCAGUACAUGGGGCAUGUUGGAUACCUUACUACCAUCCCCUGAGACUGUGUUCCUGGUGUCAGUACAUGGGGCAUGUUAGAUACUGUACUACCAUCCCCUGAGACUGUGUUCCUGGUGUCAGUACAUGGGGCAUGUUAGAUACCGUACUACCAUCCCCUGAGACUGUGUUCCUGGUGUCAGUACAUGGGGCAUGUUAGAUACCGUACUACCAUCCCCUGAGACUGUGCUCCUGGUGUCAGUACAUGGGGCAUGUUAGAUACCGUACUACCAUCCCCUGAGACUGUGUUCCUGGUGUCAGUACAUGGGGCAUGUUAGAUACCGUACUACCAUCCCCUGAGACUGUGUUCCUGGUGUCAGUACAUGGGGCAUGUUAGACACCGUACUACCCUCCCCUGAGACUGUGUUCCUGGUGUCAGUACAUGGGGCAUGUUGGAUACCUUACUACCAUCCCCUGGGCCUGUGUUCCUGGUGUCAGUACAUGGGGCAUGUUAGAUACCGUACUACCAUCCCCUGAGACUGUGUUCCUGGUGUCAGUACAUGGGGCAUGUUAGAUACCUUACUACCAUCCCCUGAGACUGUGCUCCUGGUGUCAGUACAUGGGGCAUGUUAGAUACCGUACUACCAUCCCCUGAGACUGUGUUCCUGGUGUCAGUACAUGGGGCAUGUUAGAUACCGUACUACCAUCCCCUGAGACUGUGUUCCUGGUGUCAGUACAUGGGGCAUGUUAGAUACCGUACUACCCUCCCCUGAGACUGUGUUCCUGGUGUCAGUACAUGGGGCAUGUUAGAUACUGUACUACCAUCCCCUGGGCCUGUGUUCCUGGUGUCAGUACAUGGGGCAUGUUAGACACCGUACUACCAUCCCCUAGGCCUGUGCUCCUAGUGCCAGUGCAUUUGUUAAGGACAGGAUUUUUACAUACAUGAGCAUAUGGUUAUUUGUUUGUAUUUGUUGAUUAAUCCAUUAGACAGAGGCCGGGAUUCAAUACAAGAUGUGUUAUAACGCUGUGCACCAUAACAGGUUUUUAAAGGUCAUUUACUCUUUAGUCUGUAUACGCAGCUUUUACAAUGAAUGCGAUCUCCGCGAACUUCUGGGAAAAUGUCUUUACAAAGCACACUGUCGGCUGUAUAGUGAGUGCUAUAACGCGCCUUGCGUAGAAUCCCAGCCAAGGUGUCAAAUCCAUAGUUUUGUAUAGAUACUUCCAUUGUUGAUGGAGAUAAUGUAUCAAAUUUGUAGGGUGGUUACGAGUCAUAGUCAGGCUGCCUCCAAUUCGCUACAAUAUUACCAUUAUUUGUGCAUUACCAGUUCUUUGCUAUUAAGGCAUUUUUUUUGUACCUGUUGAUUGGUUUGGCUCGGGUCAUUCAUCUUCAUUCAUUGUUCCAUUUUGUACCAGUACAUUUGUUUACACACAGUAUGCCAGGUCAACCACUUUCAGUUUGGUUCACUGAUAAAGGAGGCCAAUUAAUUUUUUUCAUUGAAAGUUGACGCUAUGUGAGAAUGUUCAACUAAACACGUAUUGGGUGGAUUUUUUAAUGUUUCGAUAGGUAAACCUCACACACAGUUAAAUCCAUUGUCAUAGUUAUUUUUCUGAUGAUUUUCUGAUGCAGUAUAUAGAUGUCAUGAUGUCAUCCUCCUAAGGAGGAUGAGCUGGCCAAUCAGCGGUCUACUAGCAUUCCUAUUUUUAAUGAUGGGUAUAUGGCCACACCGUUUUGUUGUUGGGGUACGGCCGCACCAUUCCAACACAGAAAAGCUGCAUCAUUGGAGAAGGAAAAGUAUAUUCACUCAUUAUAUUGUCAUUCAUUAUAGGGGCGGCAGGGUAGCCUAGUGGUUAGAGAGUUGGACUAGGAACCGAAAGGUUGCAAGUUCAUAUCCCCGAGCUGUCAUUCUGCCCCUGAACAGGCAGUUAACCCACUGUUCCUAGGCUGUCAUUGAAAAUAAGAAUUUGUUCUUAACUGACUUGCCCAGUUAAAAAAUAGGUCCUGUUUCAUAGAAACCUGGAACACUGGAUUUUAUCAAUUUCAUGAAACUGCACAAGUCUUCAAUUGUAGGCAGGUAUUCUGCUUUUUCUCAUGGUUAUGUGCCUCUUUCUGUACGAGGAUGUCAUUUCUGGAAACUAUUUCUGUCCAUUUAGAUUAAAGGACCCGUUUUGUCUGAAGAGCACCCAUAGAGGCUAAAAGUUCUCUAUUGCCUCUAACCAUCACUGUAGUCUUCAGUCUGCGCUGUAUGUCUAUGGAAUGUUCUGUAUGUCUCUGUUCUGAUCAUGUGACGAAGUCUUCCCAAUAAUAUUGUAUGUGUCAUUGGUUUUGGUGGUGGAUUUUAUCAGAUGCACAUGAAACCUAAACAAUGUCCAACAAUGUCCACAUUGAAUGCCUCAUUUUUUUAAAGAUCAAACAGUGUUUUUAAAUAAACAAAUCUACUAAUA
Messenger RNA from Oncorhynchus mykiss (rainbow trout), 5254 nucleotides. Lineage: Eukaryota; Metazoa; Chordata; Actinopteri; Salmoniformes; Salmonidae. The record is from RefSeq and is a predicted model, not a curated record.